GAGAAAGGAUGUGUGCCAUCAGACCAGACGUGAACCUGGAGACCUCCAUGCUGCCGUUUGCCUUGAAAGAGAUUGCGCUGGCUGAGCUGGACCGGAUGGAUCUACAGAAGCAGAUGGUUCUGAAGUUUGCAGCCAUCAUAGGGCCGGUGUUUACAACCCAGCAGCUGGUUCACAUCCUUCCCAUCUCUGUAAAUCAGUGGAUUAAUCCACUGCUGGACAUGCUGGUGAAGGACAACAUCCUGAAGCGGCUGGAGAACACAGAGGAGCCGGAAGACGUGCAAGGUGCUCCAGAGGGGCCGGCCACCUCCGGGCAGGCAGGAAGCGGGGUGGAGAGGCCCUCCGUGAACACGGGGUCCAGAAAACAACAGUCUGACGUCCUGGCCUUCUGCGCCCCACUGCUGUGGGAGGCGACGUACGAGCUGUGGCCCACGAGGGAGAGGGUGAACAUUCACCGCCAGUGUGCCGCCUUCCUGGAGAAGCAUGCGCACAAAUGCCAGAGGUGCCACGGAGGGGACUUUGUGGCCUUCCACCGCUUCGGCGUCUCCAGCCCCCAGAAGCAGGGGAGCUGCCAGGGCUCUGCUGAUGAGGAUGACUGCUGCAGCUGGGAGGCCUUGGUAGUUGCUGGAGAACACCUGAGGAGGGCCAGGACCCACCCUGCAGAGGGCGAGAUUCUGGCAGAGGGCGAGCAGACAACUCUGCGGGCCGAGGACGGUGGCGAGUGCUCCUGCCAGUGCGAAGCCAUCGCCGAAGCAGUGCUUGUGCCCCUGGCUCGCCACUACAGGGCAAUGGGCAGCACUUCCCAAGCCCUCUAUUAUGUGCUGGAGUGUGCGGCUGCCUACCUGCACGUCUCCAACAGCUACAUGGCCCUCAUGAAGCUGAGCGAAGCAGAGGCUCUGAGGAGCUCCGUCAAAAAGGAAAGAAAUGCCAUCGACCGCUUUGAGGAGGCCAUCUUCUUCAGCCUCAAAGGAGAGGUCUGCAGUAACGUGGGAUGUGUGAAGCUGGCCAAGGAAAUGAGCAGGCAGGCGCUGAGACUGCUGGAAAAGCGGUUCCCGCGAACCCGUGCCGGGGCCUUUGUCAAGUCUCUGUGGGAAGGGUUGAAGCGUGCUCCUCAGGCCACAGGCAGAGCGUCCUUCCUUCCCCAGGAGGCUCGGAGGAAGAAGCAAGCCUGGCUGGUUCAGCGGAGCAGAUGCCUCGCCUUGCUCGAGGACCUCUACAGCCAGGAGGGCACAUCUGGCGGACAGAGGUUCUCCCGCCUGGCAGCGCUCAUGAAGGCCAACACGGACAGCAAGAUGCACUCCUAUCAGGCAGCAGACUCACACAUUGGACAAGCCUUGAAUUAAGGAAAAUAGGCUUAGACAACGAGUGCAGACAGCGGGUCUCCUGUUCCUCCAAGUGACACCGUUCAGGUACCCUACGUCUGGAAUGCAGACAGCAGGCUAGGACAGUAAACCACAAAUUAACAAAGAAGCAACAAAUUGGUGGACGGAGUUGUAGCCGAUGAGAGGACCGGCCAAAGCCAGGUGAAAGAAUACAGUGAGGAAGACCAUGGCCUUCAUCAGAAAGACCACCAGACAACCAGCAAGAGAUACCACGCAUGCGUAAAAGAACUGAGACGUGGGGGCGGAGGGGAAGGGGGAAAUGUCAAUCUUGUGGAAGGGGGACUCAUCGUAAUAACCCAGCCUCUUCUUGGACAGCUAGUGCAUAUGUAAGCAGCUUGUUUUUGAAGUGUGUGCCUUUCCUGACCUGUGGUAUGCAGGCUUGGAGGGAUUACCCCCCUGCAUCCGGCGUGUGCGCAGCGCUGAGUAAACAUACCUGCUUUAUAACUACUCUGUGGUUAUAGAGUGUGAUUCCGCACGCCAAUUUGGCGAGCCAGCCAGGAGGCUCUUUGCUGGGCCGUGGGGCUGGUCGGCCCAGGAGGCGCUUCUGGUGCGC
Messenger RNA from Gallus gallus (chicken), 1932 nucleotides. Its product is annotated as adenylate cyclase type 10-like. The transcript has 7 exons. NCBI's taxonomy places the organism in Eukaryota, Metazoa, Chordata, Aves, Galliformes, Phasianidae. Gene Ontology annotation, molecular function: adenylate cyclase activity. The coding region runs from base 9 to 1340 and encodes 443 amino acids. Gene Ontology annotation, cellular component: cytoplasm. The record is from RefSeq and is a predicted model, not a curated record.